AUGUUUUACCACACAAGGUCAGAUUCCUACGUUCUCACAGACCUUUCAAUCAGGAUCAUUGGCUCACAAUCCCACAAGCAGAAGCUGGAACAUCCCAAGCAUGUUUCCUCAGUUGGACAGUCUGAGAUGGAAAAAAUACUGACCAAGCUUUCUCUUAAACCCCAAUCUGGAGCCAAAACCUCUCCUAGCCAAGAUAUCCUUGCGAAGCUCUCAGAGCAACAGACAAUACUCGGCAAGCAAAAGCAUUUUUUGGUCAAUACCAAUGCUGUCCCCAUAGGACGUGCCCAGGUAGAGGCCAUUGGCCCUUCGAGUACGACGCUCGCAAACGGGCCGCUUGAGGGCUCAGCUCCAGGUGAAACAAAAAGCAUCGAAGCGACUGAGGUGCUCCGACUUAAGCAGGAACUCCUUGCCGCUAAUUCCAAGAUUGCCCUUCAGGAGCAAGAGCUAGCACAGACGCGUGUAAUGAAUCACACCUUGGACCAGGCUCUUGGCUCCCCAUCCGAACUCGAGUUCAACGGACGCGAGGUUAGUGAACAGACAAUCAGCCAAUUACAGAAUGCUUUCAAUGCAUCGAAUGGGGCUUUCAGUCACUUCCAAGAUACGUGGAACGGGCAGGAAGACUCACGGUCCGACGUCUCCGAUGCACACUCGGCUGGUGCGUACAACAAAGCUCACGGGUUUUGGGCCGCUCCGCCUCAGCAGCAAUUUGGUAUGAGCGUUAAUCCCCCUGCUUCUGACAACCAGCUCGGAGAUUCUUUGUCCCUGAAUGCCAACUCAAUUGGCCCCGAACCCAGCAAAUUCUGGGCUGGCUCGCCCACAGCUUCUGGUAUACCUGUUUCCAAUUCAUUUCCUUCCCAGCGAGUGCUUGCAGGACCUUCUUCUGGCACCGCGAAUUUUCAUGGACGCUUUCCUGAUGAACAUGCCCGAUACCUUCCAGCCCCAGGCCCAGGGCCGCGCCGCUCUAUGUCGCAAAUGAACCGUGGCGGAUCAUGCUUCCCACCACAGAGCUCUCCUUGGGGAACUUUUUCUCCGGGAAUCCCUACAAGCCCAAUUUCUAGAUCACCUGCAGAUAGGGGAUGCAACACUUACCAGCAAGUUCCAAUGUACCAAGUUCCUCCGUAUAACCCACGGCCAAUUGGAACGCCGCUCUCUCCAACGGCGACUGAAUUUACUUCAGCAAAUGGGAAUGUGAUGCCUUGGACAACAUCACUGGUCGGUGGUGGCACUUCUAUGCCAACGCAUGUUCCGCCGCUUGAGCCGCUAAAUUAUCGUCGACUUCUGGACAAAAAUGUCUCUUGCGACUGGAAGUAUAUAGUGGACAAGAUCGUUUGUAACAAUGACCAACAGGCAUCGAUUUUUCUUCAGCAGAAGCUCAAAAUCGGCACCACAGAACAAAAGUACGAUAUGGUCGAGGCCAUAGUGAACCAGGCUUAUCCUUUGAUGGUCAACCGCUUUGGCAACUUUCUUGUUCAACGUUGCUUCGAGCACGGUACACCGGAACAGGUUGUUGCAAUAGCCAAUACGAUCAAGGGUAACGCGUUGAGCCUUAGCAUGGACCCCUUCGGAUGUCAUGUAAUUCAAAAGGCGUUCGACUGCGUUCCCGAAGAGCACAAAGCUAUCAUGGUCCAUGAGCUUUUACGCAGGAUUCCAGAAACAGUGAUCCACCGAUACGCAUGCCAUGUCUGGCAGAAGCUCUUCGAGCUGCGUUGGAGUGGCGAGCCCCCGCAAAUCAUGGCCAAAGUCAACGAAGCUUUGCGAGGAAUGUGGCAUGAAGUUGCUCUUGGAGAAACAGGGAGCCUGGUAGUUCAAAAUAUCUUUGAGAACUGUGUCGAAGAUGAGAAGCGACCUGCCAUCGAAGAAGUGAUAGCAAAAAUUGACGUGCUCGCCCAUGGCCAAUUCGGAAAUUGGUGUAUCCAACAUAUUUGCGAACACGGUGCUCCUCACGAUAGAAGCCGCGCUAUUGAGCACAUCCUCCUUCGGUCUGUUGACUACAGCAUGGAUCAGUUUGCCUCGAAGAUCGUCGAGAAGUGUCUGAAGAUAGGCGGCUCUGAGUUCUUGGACCGCUACCUUUCUCGUGUGUGUACCGGGCGUACUGAUAGACCAAGGAUGCCUUUGAUUGACAUUGCCGGAGACCAAUACGGAAAUUAUCUUGUUCAAUGGAUUUUGAUAAACGCUGCGUCUCACCAGCGUGAAUUGGUCGCUAGUCAUAUUCGUAAGCACAUGGUUUCCUUGCGCGGCUCAAAGUUUGGAUCACGGGUGGCCAUGCUUUGCUGCAACCCGUCUCAUGCAACCCGCCCUGGGCCAGGUACCGGCAUGCAAAUCGGUCGCUUCAACAACUUCGGUGAUGACAGAUUCCAGCUGACAGGCCAAACUGGAGGGCGUUUCGGCCGUGGAGGCCAGUGGAAUUCUAAUUACCCACCAUUUCGCUGA
Aspergillus chevalieri is the source of this 2430-nucleotide messenger RNA. RefSeq lists its product as uncharacterized. Gene Ontology annotation, biological process: post-transcriptional regulation of gene expression. The record is from RefSeq and is a predicted model, not a curated record. Lineage: Eukaryota; Fungi; Ascomycota; Eurotiomycetes; Eurotiales; Aspergillaceae. The coding region runs from base 1 to 2430 and encodes 809 amino acids. The transcript is spliced from 5 exons. Gene Ontology annotation, molecular function: mRNA 3'-UTR binding. Gene Ontology annotation, cellular component: cytoplasm.